This is a messenger RNA of Lycium ferocissimum, 1781 nucleotides long. RefSeq names its product GLABROUS1 enhancer-binding protein-like 2. The record is from RefSeq and is a predicted model, not a curated record. Lineage: Eukaryota; Viridiplantae; Streptophyta; Magnoliopsida; Solanales; Solanaceae. Bases 147 to 1664 code for a protein of 505 amino acids. Gene Ontology annotation, cellular component: nucleus. The transcript has 5 exons. Gene Ontology annotation, biological process: regulation of DNA-templated transcription.
UUCUUCAUCCGUUCAAAUCAUCAUCUCCUUUUAUUCCCCUUCCAUUUUUCUCUUUCUCUCUAACUAAACAAUGACAGUAAAUGCAAGCUCAGGCUCGGGAAAUUCUAAUUCCCGUGUGGAGGAAGAGUUUGUGUUGAAGUUAAGAUAUGACGAACACAGGCGGACUGGAAAGGACAGAAAGAAAAAACCCAAGAAAAGAAAAAAUAAGGAAAUUGAAGAAAAAGAAAAAGAGUAUAAUGCCGCAAGAUUUCUCUAUAAUGAAACUUCAUCCGAUGAUGAAGAAGGGAAAGUUGAAGAAAAAGAGAAAGAGUAUAAUGCCGCAAGAUUUCUCUAUAAUGAAACUUCAUGCGAUGAUCAAGAAGGGAAAGCUGAAGAAAAAAAGAAAGAGUAUAAUGCCGCAAGAUUUCUCUAUAAUGAAACUCCAUCAGAUGAUGAAGAAGAGAAAAUUAAGAGGUUAUUGCUUUCUCUCGAUGGAAAGAAACAAUCCAAAAAAAGAAAAAAACAAGCAUGUUGAAGAAAAAGAGUCGAUUAGAGAGAAAGAGGACAAAAGCACAACGUUACUUUACAAUGAAACUCUAUCCGAGCAAAGUGAACUGCCUUCUCUGAAGAGGGUCAAAACAAAGAAGCCUCCCCCUUUUUCAAAAGUGUGGAGUGAUAAAGAUGAAAUUACGGUACUCAAAGAUAUGAUUAAGUUCAAGAAAGAAACAGGCCCUGAUGCCGCACAAAAUAUGUUGGAAUUUCAUCCUCUUGUGCUUAAAUCACUUGUUCUUAAGGCUACCCGGGUUCAAUUAAGGAAAAAGGUACGACUACUGAAGAAAAAAUAUGAAAAGAGUGUUGAGACUGGAAAUGGUUAUAAAACCGUGCAUGAAGAGGUAUUGUUCCAGUUAUGUGAGAAAAUUUGGCCGGUUAAUUCCAAGUCAUCAUCUGGAACCGGGCAGCCGGAACAGCCUAAUUCAUCUGGGACUGGGCAGCUAGAACUGCCUAACUCAUCUGGAACGGGGCAGCGGGAACAACAGAAUGUACUGGUUAAUGGGCAGUGGAAGAAGCACAACCUUCCAAAAAUCGGGCCGCUGGGACAGGGGCCUAGACAACAUAUCAUUAUCCCGGAAACCGGACUGAAUGGGCAAGCCUUGGAAGCUUUGUUCGAGCGACUAUCGAAAGAUAUGGAACUUGUUAUGAAUUCACAGGCAUGUUUGCGCGGAUAUCAAAAGGAAGUUGAUAUGAAAAAGUUUGAUCUUUACUUAGAUAGUUUGAAGUUAAGGAUAAAGUUUGAGGCAUUGGUGCUGGAGAAAGCAAAUUCGCCAGAGUUGCGAGAUUCUCCAGAGCUACUGGAACAAGAAGUAAUAAGGGCCUAUCUCGAAGCGAAGCUAGAUCUCACACAACAACUUCUAAAUGCUUAUAAUAGUUUCAGUAAGGCUCCUCCUAAGAAGAUUGUUGCAUCUUCAAGUAAGAAUAGUGUCGGUUCUAAGAAGAAAGAUGAGUCGAGUGAUGACUCUAGUUCUGAGAAAGAUAGCAGUUCUGAAGAAGAGGCUCCUCCUAAGAAGGUUGUUGCAUCUUUAAGUGAGAAUGGUGUCGCGACUAAGAAGAAAGAUAAGUGGAGUGAUGAUUCUAGUUCUGAGGAAGACAGCAGUUCUAAAGAAGAGGAUCAUAGUGAUGAAGCAUGAUGGUGCCCGUCAUCUGUGUCUGCUAUCAAUGACUGAAGCUUAUGGGUUCCGCAUUCUGUAACAAACUGUCCUAGUUUUGUGUUAGCAUUGACAACUUACUUUUCUUGUUUUUUGCUA